GCAGCUUUCACUUCCGUAUCAGAGCUCCCGCGGAGUCUGUCGUUUUGUUUUGUACGGAUGGUUGCGAUCAUUUAACAGUAUCUGCAAGUAUCUACUAAGUACUUCAAAUAAAAUGGGGAAAAAACACAAAAACCACAAAUCCAAGUGGCGAACAGUAGAUGAGCUAGAUUAUGCAGAUAAAACUCUGGAGAAACCAAUAAAGCUUGUACUAAAAGUUGGAGGAAGUGAAGUUACAGAGCUUUCAGGUUCUGGGCAUGAUUCUAGUUAUUAUGAUGAUAAAUCGGAUCAUGAGCGUGAACGACAUAAAGAGAAGAAGAAAAAGAAGAAAAAAAAGUCUGAAAAAGAAAAAGAUAAGCAUCUUGAUGAAGAAGAAAGAAGACGACGAAAGGAAGAAAAGAAACGCAAAAGGGAAAAGGAACAGUGUGAUGCGGAGGAAGAAGUUGAAGACUUGGGGACAGCAAAGAAGACUGAGGAAGAAAAAAAAAGGAAAAGAGACAGAGAACAAAUGGAGAUAGAAACCGAAGCAGAUGCCGUUAACCUUGGACUGAAGAUGGAGACUGAACAAACAGUUGAUAGACCUGUACGAGCAUGCAGAACUCAGCAAGAGAAUGAGUGCACACCUCUGCAACAACUGUUGGAACAUUUCUUGCGUCAGCUUCAGAGGAAAGAUCCUCAAGGAUUUUUUGCUAAUCCAGUUACAGAUGCUAUUGCACCUGGUUAUUCUAUGAUCAUUAAACAUCCCAUGGACUUUAGUACAAUUAAAGAUAAAAUAACAACAAACGAAUACAAAUCUGUUACAGAAUUCAAGGCUGAUUUCAAACUGAUGUGUGAUAAUGCAAUGAUUUAUAAUCGACCUGAAACUGUAUACUACAAGGCUGCGAAGAAAUUACUUCAUACAGGAUUUAAAAUGAUGAGUAAAGAGCGGCUUUUAGCAUUGAAGCGCAGCAUGUCGUUCAUGCAGGACAUGGAUUUUUCUCAGCAGGCAGCAAUUUUGGGAGAUGAAGACACAGCAAUAGAAGAAACUGUUCCUGAUGUUAUUCCACUGCCUGUAGAAACUACAAAGAAAUCAAAGAAACCAAUCAGAGAUAUGAAAGAAGUCAUAAGCUCCUUAUAUGAGCCAGAGGGAACUGCCUGUAGUUUAACAGACAGCACAGCUGAAGAACAUGUACUUGCCUUAGUGGAGCAUGCUGCAGAUGAGGCCAGAGACCGUCUCCAGAGAUUCCUGCCGAAUAGCAAGAUUGGCUACCUAAAGAAAGAUGCGGAGGGUUGUGUUGUAUACACAGUAGUGAAUCAAUCUGAUCCAGAGGCUGAAGAGGAGGAAACCCAUCCUGUUGACUUAAGUUCACUUUCACAUAAACUGCUUCCUGGUUUAACAACAUUGGGUUUUAAAGAUGAUAGAAGGCAUAAAGUUACUUAUCUGAAUAGUGCAUAUAACACACAGUCCCUUCAGAACAAUACAAUUUUCCCCGAUCUUCAGCCAGAAGAAAUGGACCUAUUAUACUCCGCCUAUGGAGAUGAAACUGGUGUACAGUGUGCCUUAAGUUUACAGGAGUUUGUAAAAGGAUGUGGGAGUUUUACAAAAAAAUUUGUCGAUGACCUCCUUGACCAGAUGACCGGAGGGGAUCAUUCCAAGGCAACUUAUCACAUUAAACAGAAACGAAAUAUAGCAGUUAAACAUCCAGAUGAGAUUAAAGUGAAUCUUUCUGAUAUUCAGGUGGGAGAUUCAUCUUGUUUGGCUGGAGACAACACAUCCAUGGUAGAUUUUAUGUCCGUGAAAUCCUACUCUGAUAUGUCUCUUGAUAUGCCAAUGCUAAACACUCUAGGAAAAACUGUGAAGAAAGAGUUGGAUCAUGAUGAUGGCCAUCUACAUUUUGAUGAGACCACAAAGAUGUUGCAAGACCUUCAUGAGGCUCAGAAUGAUAGAGUGGGGUCAAGGCCCUCUUCUAACCUCAGUUCAUUAUCCAAUGCUUCUGAGAGAGAACAACAUCAUCUAGGUAAAGGCUCAAAUAAAACAAGAAGUCCUUCUCGUUUAAGUGUUGGAGAGCAAAAUGAGAUGGUACAUGACCCAUAUGAAUUUCUACAAUCUCCUGAGCCUGGUUCUACUGCUAAUAGCUAAUGUGUGUCAGUGCAUAUGCUUUUUGUUUGUUAACAAAAAGAUUUAAAUUAGUCCUUUUUGGGGCACAUAUGUAUAUAUUUAUGAAGUAAUGAAACAAUCUCUGUGUAUUAUACUUGUAGAUUUUUAAUGAUGUAUAUUUACUUUUGGCAAACUGUUAAUAUAGCUAUUUAUAUAGAUAAAUAUGUUUGUCCUGAGUGAUUUGUUUAUUUGUUGGAUGUUUUACAGUUACAUCAGUUACCAUCAUAAUUAUAUUUUGUAUUUUAAGGUCGUUGACAGAACCCAAGUAUAUUUUCAGAGUUGCACAAAUCAAAUCUGUGUCUGCAUUUUUUCAGUGUACACUAUUCUGAUAAACAUUAUAUCUCAAUGUGGAGAUUAUUUUGGUGGUGAAAUCAGGUAUCAAUUUACUGAUUCACUUAUACUACAAACUAGUUUUCAGUUAUUUUGUUACUCAUUAGUUUCAUUUGUAUGUAUGUUUAUACAUUGAAGAUGAUUAUGUAUAAUUCAGUUGGACUGAAAAGUGUGUAUUUUAUUUAUAUUUCACAUUUUUAAUUCUUUUAUAUGACUUAUUUUAUAUAGUAAAUCAAUGUCAGUCAAAACAACUCAUUUACUGCUAGAGAGUAAGGUUUUGAAUAAAGCACACAAGUUCAUAAAUUUUAUCUGUAUUUUAUCAAUAUGUGCAUUUGUCUUUUUGUUUUAUAAUUCAUUACUAAAGAUCUUAACCCAAUAGUGACCAGUUCUUCACUAAAUUGGCUGUUAAUUUGUAAUUCCAUGUAAUGUAAAUUGGCCUUUUUAUGUAAACUAUCUGCUCUAUAGCAUGUACAACAAAUAAUGCAUCUUUUUAAGCAUGUCUAUAUUGCCCUCCAAUAAACAUGCUAUAAAAUGUUAAUCCUGAAUUAUUUGUUGCAAUAACUUUGAAGGUCAUACAUUAAUUUUCCAAUAUAUGUAAACAUAAUUUAUCUGUAGGUAUACUGUAUAUACAGUAUUACUAUUUCCUGACAUUAUAGAGUAUAAUAAUGUUCAAUUCAACAGUGAUUAAAUUGCCAUCGCCACAAGACAAUAAUAACAGGAGAAAAUCAUAAUGAUUUGUGUGUGUGGGUAAUACUGGUGGCUAGUUAACUGGCUGCCAAGUAACCAAAAACAAUCUAAUACUAAAUGGUAGCUGGUUACAAUGGAUACCACAGUCAGCUGUUAAGGCUACUGGCACAUUUACAGGAAUAUUAUGGUAUUGUACCUCUUGGUGGACUGAUAUUUUAUGAGUUCUUUCACAAUUCUGCACAUAUACACAGUUUUUGAAACAUUUAAAUAUCUGAAUGUUAAUCAUGUGCCUGGAAUUCUGCCCAAUUUAAUUUUUCUUUCACUUUAUUUAAUCAUAAAUUGUAAUUGUAGUGGGCUAUGUAGUUUAUCACAUACCUGACCACAUACAUAUGACUUUUAAGUUUUAACGUUUUAUCUAAAGUAUUCACAUUUUUUAAAUUAGUUUUCAAUAAACAUUUAAGUUUUCAAAUUACAGCAUAGUAUAUGAGACUGCAUCAUGAUCCAAAUGCACAGAAAAUAUAUAUUUGUACAUUGAUGCAAUUUUGUUUGACUUUUAAUAUGAAAAUAAACAAAACACCAUUAAAUGUAAGAUACAGAAAUGUAAUUUUUAGUAGCCCCAACGGUGCAUGGUCUGUUGCAUUACUGGAAUGAUUGCAAUUUAAGUUUUUUGUUUCUUAAUGGUGUGUAUAGUUUCUGUCAUGUGUAUAAGUUGUUAUUCUUCUUGUUAGACUUCAGUGUGUGCAGCCUACAGAGUUUAGUAAAAGAAAAUCAGUAAUACAAAAUGGGGUAAAUAAAUCUUGCAUUAUAGUCAUUGAAUGCAUUAUUUCAAAUAUCCUGUCAUUUAAAGCAUCCUGUGUUGUGUUUUUAGGCAUAAAUAAUGUAAUUGUAUAGUGUUUUAUAAAAAUAUUAUUUUAAAAUGUACAUUAUUUCAAUGCUGUAUGCAAUAAAUUGCUUUCUAAUUAAAUAA
Messenger RNA from Erpetoichthys calabaricus (reedfish), 4118 nucleotides. RefSeq names its product bromodomain containing 9 (gene brd9). The record is from RefSeq and is a predicted model, not a curated record. Gene Ontology annotation, cellular component: nucleus. NCBI's taxonomy places the organism in Eukaryota, Metazoa, Chordata, Cladistia, Polypteriformes, Polypteridae. The coding region runs from base 113 to 2116 and encodes 667 amino acids. The transcript has 17 exons. Gene Ontology annotation, biological process: regulation of transcription by RNA polymerase II.